AUGGCUCAACCAUGGGAUGUUAUUGUAAUCGGAUCAGGUAUUGGUGGCCUUACUGCCGCUACGCUUCUCGCCAAAGCAGCCAACAAGAGGGUGCUCGUGCUGGAGAAGCAUUUCGAACGCGGUGGUCUGACCCAAACUUUUCGACGUGAUGGGGCUUCUUGGGACGUCGGCCUUCACUAUGUUGGCGGAUUGAACAAGGGCUCAAGAGUCCGAACUCUGUUUGAUUACAUGUCAAACAGUGCGCUUGAGUGGAACAAAAUGCCAGACGACUUUGAGAGAUUCAUUUACCCCGAUAUCGAAUUUUUGGUUCCCUCGGAUCCCCUUGAAUAUCAAAAACGACUCAUAGACAUCUACCCCGAGGAGGCAAUAGCAAUUCGUCGCUACUUCACAGAUCUAGACGAGAUCUACAACUGGCAUGUGAACGGCACAAUUCAACUUGCUCUACCUUGGCCGGCCAAAGACCUGACUAAUCUGUCACGCCGGCGGAAAAGCAAGAAAGCGACACAAACGACCAAAGAGUAUUUAGAUAGCCGCUUCAAGUCACCCCAGCUCAAGCGCCUCCUCUCCACGCAGUGGGCAGAUUAUGGAAUGGUUCCGUCAGAGAGUGCAUUUGCAAUUCAUGCCCUCGUUACUCAGAGUUACAUGGAUGGUGCGUGGUAUCCCAAGGGAGGCUCCAGCAGAAUAUCACGGACUUUUGAAACCAACAUCGAGGCUGCUGGGGGAGUCAUCAAAGUUUGCAAAGAAGUGACAAGCAUUAUUACCGACAAGAACGGGAAGGUGUGCGGAGUAAAGGCUGUUGAUCUCAGCGGCGACAAGUUGACUGAGGUCGAGUAUCACGCACCUGCUGUCAUUUCUAAUGUUGGUGCUGGCCUGACUUAUACAAAGCUGCUACCUACGGACGGGGAUAUUGGCCGUCGAACAGCGGCUGUCCGCAAAUUGAUCGAGCGAAUUGGUAGUGGAAUAUCUUCAGUGACUCUCUAUCUUCGCCUCAGCAAGCCAGUAUCGACCCUUGGGAUUAAAGGCGAGAACUACUGGAUUAAUACAACGAUCGAGAAGAGUGACCUGGAUUCUCAGACCAAGUCUGUUAUCGCCGGAAAGCCGGGCUUCGGUUAUAUGUCUUUCCCAUCUUCCAAGAGUGGUGAAGACCGUUUCCACACAGCUGAAGUCUUGGCUUUGGUCAAGGCAGAACAUUUCUCGACCUGGAAGGCUACACAACACGGAAAUCGUGGAAAAGAUUAUCUCGAUCUCAAGGAUCGAAUCUCGCAGGGUCUACUGGAUCUUGCCGAGACCGCCGCACCCGGCCUCAAGUCGUUGGUCGAGUAUUCUGAGCUUUCAACACCACUCUCCGUGAUUGAUUAUAUAUCAAGCCCCUCCGGUGAUAUUUAUGGACUCAAGGGGACACCGGAGAGAUACCAUGGCGCUGCACUUUUGUCAAAAUCAUAUGUGCCUGGGCUUUAUAUGACCGGGCAAGAUGCGGCGUCUCUCGGCAUUGCUGGCGCGCUUGUCGGGGGUCUCAUGACUGCAAGUCGAGUACUGGGGCCAUUUGGUCUCAUUAGCAUCAUGAAACAAGUAGAGAGUGAGGCCAAGGGUGGUCCGUGUAUCCUCCCAGAUGAAAAACGAUGCCUCGACAAGAUGAAGGCAGUUGUGAUUGCUAAGACUGCCUUGACCUCGAGUAUUUGGAAACUCGAACUCGAACUGCAAAAUAUAGUGGCAUUCGUUCCGGGUCAGUAUGCCCUUCUCAAGGUGGCGCCAUUUGACUGGAGAUACUACUCAAUCGCUGAGAUUGAGAAUCGUCGUUUGACACUGCUUAUCAGUACUCGGACCGGAGGAUACGGUUCAACUUAUGUCGAGAAAGUGGAACCUGGGGCCGAAACAGAAGUUGAACUUCCGUUUGGAAGUUUUAGGCUACAGAAUAACGACUGCCACAAGGUGUUUUUAGCAACGGGGACAGGUGUCGUGCCUUUUCUCCCAAUGUUCAGAGCAAUGGAAGAAGCUGGCAAGCUGACAUCUGCUGAGCUAUAUUUCGGCUGUCGCUUUGCAGCAGAAAAUAUAACGAGAGGAUUUUCACAUCUCCCGAAGACGACUAUAUGUCUCAGUGGCGAGCCAGGGGGUGGCGGUGGAUUUUAUGGCCGAGUGACCCAGGCGCUUGAUUUGCAUGAGUUCAAUCCUGAUACGACGGAAUUCUACCUUUGUGGCUCACCUGCUAUGGUAAGAGACUGCCAAGCUUUACUUACUAGAAAAGGGGCGAAGAAGAUAUUGACGGAGCCCUAUUGA
Clonostachys rhizophaga is the source of this 2274-nucleotide messenger RNA. The record is from the annotation of a GenBank genome assembly. Lineage: Eukaryota; Fungi; Ascomycota; Sordariomycetes; Hypocreales; Bionectriaceae.